GGCCGUCUCUACUUGGCAGUGCGCAUGCAGUUUGUAGACUAGCCAUCCUCGGUUCCACCUGGAGUCUGGGGUAAUGGGUUGAGAACCUGGGGAUUGAUUACAUUUUUGCCCAUGAGGGUCGUUCUGUAGAAACUUCUUUUUCUUUUACCUACAAGCUUCUCAUCCCGCGUCUGUGUCACAAUGGCAAAUCCGAGAGCCGUACCCAACAGCCCACGGGCUUGCAGUUACUGUCGCAUUCGAAAGGUCAAAUGCGAUGGCUCCGUCAGGUGUAGCAACUGCGUUACGCAUGAAAAGGAAUGCUAUUAUCCGCCAUCUCAGAGAGGAAAGCACAAUAAGACAAGGUUAAGGAGUAAUCUGGAGGAUCGUCUAUCGAGGAUGGAAGCUCUCAUCAACACGACAGCCCUCGAGCGGUCCUCCAAGACUUCAGUCCAGGUCACUGACACAAAUCAGUCUCCAGGCACAAGCAAAAUCCACCAACAGACUCCCAAUCUAACAUCAAUGUCCCCACCUCGAUUUACACCGCAAAAUUUGAUGACUUUCGAUCCAUCGACUGUAGAAGAGAGUGUUACAGUGGAUGCUCAACCUGCGCCCGUACUAGAAACGUCCUGGGAGAUGGAACCUGUUGCACCAAUCUUGACUCCUACAACGUGGACUGCCGCCCCAGGUACAAUUUCUUCGGCUUUCUCUGUCGAUGAACACAACUUGGGAGAAACAGAACAUAGCGACGAUGCGCAUCAGGAGGACUGCAGUUUUCCGUCUCAAACUCGGAUAUGGGAGCAUCACGGCCCCGGGUCCUGGCUCUCAUUAUGCUCUGAACCUGGCGUCGCCUGGGUCAGAGAACGGACAGGGGGCGCGGAUUUCGGUUCCACGGCAGCGAAACUGACUCCUGCGUGGAACAGAAGAUGGAAAUUCGGCGGACUGGCCAAUCGCUCUCGCAGCGAGGAGCCUACGGCUGAAAUCGCCUGGAAGUACACAGCAGCGUACUUUGACCACUGCUUCGAAGCUGUCUUUGGAGUGGUCUAUCGACCCGAGUUCGAAGCUCGACUCCACGCCCACUUCCAAAACAGCGCGCCCUCGUCCACAGACGACGUGGCAUGGUACGCGCUACGCAACACCGUCUAUGCGGCAGGCUGUCGACAGAUUCUGUUGAAAGAUGACAUUACAUCGUACGCAGAUGCACAGGCAGAAGCUUCUCGAUAUUUCGAAAAUGCGCUCUCGGUACAUACUGACUUGAUUUACGGUCCUUCUGGCCUUGAGGCCAUCCGGGCACUAGUAGCUAUGACUUUCUACGCCGAGUCAGCCGCCAACGAAGGCUUCGAGUAUAUGAUGUGCGCUAAUGCCGUGCGACUGGCUCAAGCAAAAGGAUUACAUCGCCAGCCAUCACGGUCAUUAAACCUCCCCGAAAACGAAGUCUUGCACCUGAACUGGCUCUUCUGGGCAAUCUUCUGUCUCGAAAAGCAAAUCGCCUUCCGAUCUGGCCGACCAUCCGCAAUUGACGACGAUAACGUGAGUUGUGAACUUCCCAAUCAUGCUCCGCCAGGAAGCACAAUCGACGUACCGUUCUUCAGACACGCAGUCGGUAUGGGCAAGGUGGCGACGCAACUAGCUCAUCGUCUCUGCUCAGUUACAGCACUGCGACAAAGCCCACUGGCCUUCAUUGAAGCUGCCAACGACAUCGGCCAACAAAUUGAAGUGUGGCGGCAAAGUUUGGGUCAAGAUUUUCAAACUCCAGGAAAAGCCAUCAACGUCAAGUCACUACGGCCCAAUAUGAAAGCGCUGCAUGUCAUAUACCUGCAAUUCAUGUACUACUCUGCCAUUCAAUCAGCCUAUGCGAUCUUUUCAUUCCCUUGGGUGGCAUCAAUCCUCGGCAUUGAGAAAAGUCAAACCUUCCAGGAAGAAGCCGCCAUCAAAUCCCUGAAGGUUGCCGAUGCCGCACGAAACAACAUUUUAAUCGCAAAGGCCAUGGAUUUAGACGCCGCUCUUCCUCAAUGGGCAUCAUUCUACUUUCCUAUGGCCGGCCUGACGAAUUUGUUCGUGUUUCUCCUAAGUCGUCCAACAUUGCCAUCUGCUCAAGCAGAUGUCGUGCUAUUGGACGUGGCAGCAGGACAAUUCAGUCAUAUGGCGUACCUGACGUCUUCUGAGAAGGGCUCUGGAUUCACGAGAGAAAUCUGCCAAUUGGCACGCAACGCGGUGGAAAGGUCACGACGUAAGCUUCGAGAUGGAGUUCUGUCUCCUCAGUUGACAAAUACGGGGGAUUGGAGACCGGAGGAGACUAUGUUGCCCAGGCCUGAGCCUUUUGAUGCCGACCACUUUGACUUGGAAGGCUGGAAUGUCUAUUCGACGGUGUUGAUUGAUGGAAUGUUAACCGACGAAGAUUUAUGGCAAUUUCCUGCCGAGUGAUUCAGGUUGGCUUUUCGAGGGAUAUGGAUAUCCAACUCAGUGAACCGAAAAAAAAAACACUCACUAUAGUCACGCGGUUCCUAGUGAAGAACCUCAACGUCAUUCUCCGAGAAGAUGACAUGGAAAUCGUAGAGUUUUUAUCUUACGACCACUUCUAGCUCACCACGCGAUUUUUCGCGAAAACACAAGGAUGUGCAUAUUACAAAGUAAAGCAUCUUUUUUGCAGU
Messenger RNA from Exophiala mesophila, 2627 nucleotides. RefSeq lists its product as uncharacterized. Bases 181 to 2400 code for a protein of 739 amino acids. The record is from RefSeq and is a predicted model, not a curated record. NCBI's taxonomy places the organism in Eukaryota, Fungi, Ascomycota, Eurotiomycetes, Chaetothyriales, Herpotrichiellaceae. Gene Ontology annotation, molecular function: DNA binding; zinc ion binding; DNA-binding transcription factor activity, RNA polymerase II-specific. The transcript is spliced from 3 exons. Gene Ontology annotation, biological process: regulation of DNA-templated transcription; DNA-templated transcription.